AUGCAGCCCCAUCCUGAAGAAACUCUCCAUAUGGUAAAAAAGGAAGCAGAUGACUGCUCUGAUUCCCGUUACACAGGUCAUUUGCAGAGCACUCUUAAGGAACCUGUAGAAACUUCUUCUUUCUCAAAUGAGGAUAACUCUCAUGAUACAGGGGAUAUUGAUGACCAAUCAAUUGAAGAUUCCUCUAAACAGUUGGUCCUUUAUGAUGCUGUGGCUAAUGGUGCUGGUCAAAUUGAACCUGUUCCUCUACCUAUUCGGUGCCACCGUCCAUUUGGAAGAUACUCAGACCCGAAUGUUCCCUCAAGACUUUUGCCAUCUGUAGGAGCUUUUACCGUGCAAUGUGCCAAAUGUUUUAAGUGGAGGCUCAUCCCAACGAAGGAGAAGUAUGAAGAAUUACGCGAACAUAUUCUAGAAGAGCCUUUUUAUUGUGAAACUGCUCGUGAGUGGCGGCCUGAUAUAUCAUGUGAUGAUCCAACGGACAUUUCUCAAGAUGGGAGUAGGCUGUGGGCAAUUGAUAAACCUAACAUCGCUCAGCCGCCUCCUGGGUGGGAAAGGUUGCUGCGAAUCAGGGGCCAAGGAAGUACAAAAUUUGCAGAUGUGUACUAUCAAGCACCAUCAGGCAAGAGGCUUCGCUCAAUGGUGGAAGUCCAAAAGUACUUAAUUGAACAUCCAGAGUAUAUGAGAGACGGUGUAACUCUCUCACAGUUUUCAUUUCAAAUCCCAAAACCUCUGCAGGAAGACUAUGUGAGGAAGCGUCCUCGUAUAUCAGCUUCAUGUGAUGAUGCUAGACCUCUUGAAUCUGGUGAAGUUCUAGAAUCUGGGCUCUCUUCAAAGAAUUGCAAAAUUGAUUACACCAUAUUUGAGAUUUACUUUACUUUUGAGGUGAAAACUGAAACUGAUCUGUUCAAUAUCUGCAAUGAUAUGUGUCUUAUUACAUUAAGGCGAUGCACUCUUACUGCUCCAUGUAAGCAGGAGGGAAAUUUGUGGUCAACCCAUGAACCCCGUCAGCCCUAUUCGGGUUCGAUUGAUUCUGCAUUCAGAUCAUCUGGGUUUAAUGUGGUUCUGGAAUAUGAGAACUGCCCCAAGUGGAUUGCAGCAAAAUCCCUUACAUGGGAUGGUCCAGGUGAUCCUACAGAACUCAGGCUUGGCAGCCCAGCGUUCCUACCUUCACCCUCACCUUCACCAUCGAUAGAGUCCUCUGCUCUUUCCUUUGAUCGACCAGUAAAGAAGAAAGCAAGGACACCAGCGAAACAGAUUCACAGGACUAAUCCAGUGUGUAAUCAGGAUGAAGCAAAAGUUGAAGAGCCUGAUCAAUCUAUAAAUAGUGGGUCCAGGAAACACACCUUCAAGCAAUUGGCAGCAAAUCCCAUAGAGAUAAGAGCAUAG
This is a messenger RNA of Dovyalis caffra, 1386 nucleotides long. Lineage: Eukaryota; Viridiplantae; Streptophyta; Magnoliopsida; Malpighiales; Salicaceae. The record is from the annotation of a GenBank genome assembly.